This is a messenger RNA of Acipenser ruthenus (sterlet), 2819 nucleotides long. Its product is annotated as DNA repair protein XRCC1-like. Gene Ontology annotation, cellular component: nucleus. Gene Ontology annotation, biological process: double-strand break repair via nonhomologous end joining; base-excision repair; single strand break repair. Gene Ontology annotation, molecular function: damaged DNA binding. The coding region runs from base 486 to 2486 and encodes 666 amino acids. The transcript has 17 exons. The record is from RefSeq and is a predicted model, not a curated record. Lineage: Eukaryota; Metazoa; Chordata; Actinopteri; Acipenseriformes; Acipenseridae.
CGGAUACGUUUCACCAGUCCCGGAAGUGCUUGUUGGUUGGUUGGACACAAAUUGACAACAAAAAGGAGCGCCAGACAACAGGAUCGACAUGAGCUGCUCAGAGACAGGGCAAGGGAUUUUACAAAGAAAAAUACCCAGUAUAACUACAUUAUAAAGUCAAAUGAACUCGUAAUAAAUUAACACACACCAAGAGAACCCCAGAAAGGCACGAUUUUGUCAGAAACGACGAGGAUCUAACCUCAGAAUUUAUGAUAACCAUUGAUGAAUCAGUGGCCUGUGUGUGUGUGUUUUGUAAUGUAAGCACUGCAUAAACAUUGCAUUUAGACUAAUGUAUUUAAAGCAAGAACGUUACAUAAUGUUAAGGUUUUAAGACGUCUGCAGUUAAAUGUUUUGUUUUUUUUUUCUUUAAAAGUUUAUUUUCUGUGUUUUGACGCAUUUGGUGUUUAGUGUACGCGUUUCACUGUUUUUUUUUCACUGCUGAGAGAAUGCCAGAAAUUAAAGUAAAGCACAUCGUGUCCUGUAGCAGCGAAGACAAUACUCACAAAGCAGACAAUCUGUUGAAAGCCGAUACCUACAGGAAGUGGAAGUCUGCCAGGCCAGGAGAGAAGCAGAUAUCCGUUAUCUUGCAGUUUGAGAAGUCGGAGCAGAUCCACAGUAUUGAUAUUGGAAAUGAGGGCUCUGCGUUUGUGGAGGUGCUCGCCGGCAACUCUACUUCGAUCAAAGAGCAGGAUUACGAGGUGAUCCUGGUGACCUCCUCCUUCAUGUCCCCCACGGAGAGCAGGAACAGCAACAAUCUGAACCGCGUCCGCAUGUUCGGACCGGACAAGCUGGUCAAGGCAAACGCGGAGAAGAAGUGGGACCGGGUCAAACUCAUCUGCACCCAGCCUUACAACAAGAAUAUUUCCUAUGGGAUCUCAUUUAUAAGGUUUCACUCGCCACCGGACGGUACUGAGGAUUCAGCAGCUUCCCCACCAAAACUAACAAAACUAGGCCAGUUCAGAGUGAAGGAGGAAGAGCCCAAUACUGCCAGUCUGAAGCCUGGCAGUCUGUUCUUUAACAGGACGGCCAAACCAGACACCCCUCCCAAGACCACCCCUCACAGUGACAAGCCGACCCCGAGCUAUGCCACUGCCACUCUGCAGUCUACGGGCUGUGCGGCCCCAAGCGCCACCCCAGACGUGGAGGAGAAACCAGCAACCAGUACGACCGCUUCACCAAAGCAGGAGCCGACGCCGGGAAAGAGGAAGUAUGAGUUCAGUAAAGAAAGGCAGCCUCCUGCUGCCAAGAAACAGAACUCCCAGAAUGCUCAGAACCCCGCUGAAAACACGCGACCCAAAGCUAGCCCUUCACAAGCCAGCACCAAGAAACUCAAAGCCGAACCAGUCAGCCCAUCAUCUCCCCCACAAGAGAAGAAACCACGAAAGCAGGAAGAGAAGAGAAAGACCAAGACCAAGGAUUCGACAGAGGCAGAGUUCUCCCGGCUCCUGGAAGGCACUGUUUUUGUGCUCAGUGGAUUCCAGAAUCCAUUCCGGGCUGAACUACGGGACAAAGCGCUAGCCAUGGGGGCCAAAUACCGGUCCGACUGGACCCCAGACAGCACCCACCUCAUCUGUGCCUUUGCCAGUACCCCCAAGUACAGCCAGGUGAAGUCCCUAGGGGGUGUGAUUGUGCGUAAGGAAUGGAUCCUGGACUGUCACAAAAGGAGACAGAGUAUCUCUUUUAAACGGUACCUGAUGGACGGAGCGGAGUCCAGCACUGAGGAAUCUGAGGAAGACAGUGAGGAAGAGGACUCUGGGAAGCGUCGAUCGUCCAGUAACAAACAGGGUUGGUGUGAAUUGCAGAGGGCAGGCUCCCCCAGCGCUAACCACAAGAGAGUGACUCCAAAAAAGGAGCCGCAGAGAGAGAAUGCGGAGCGCCCUGGGACGUCAAGAGCAGCCGGACUCGUCAAGGGCCAACCGCCCCCAGAGGAGGAGGACAAAUUCGGGGGCUCCACCGAUGAAGAGAAGCCUGGUAAUGGCCGGGACAGUCGGGAGGACUCAGGGAUGGACACAGAGGAUGAACUCAGAAGAGUGGAGGCUCAGAACCACAGUAAGAAGCAGGGAUCUCGGCGCUCAGCAGGAGAAGAUGAUCCAUACGCAGGGUCAACGGACGAGAACACAGACACUGAAGAGCCAGAGCUGGACCUUCCUAUCCCAGAACUUCCAGAUUUCUUGACUGGUAAACACUUUUUCCUGUACGGGGAGUUCCCAAAAAACGAGAGGAGAAUGAUGAUCCGGUAUAUCACUGCUUUUAACGGAAUCAUUGAGGAGUACAUGGAUGUAAAAGUGCAGUAUGUCAUCACAGCCCAGGAUUGGGACGAAACCUUUGAAGACGCUCUGAUGGAGAACGCCAGCCUGUCGUUUGUGAAGCCGCGCUGGCUGUACGUUUGUAACGAGAGGCAGAAACUAGUCCCCCACCAGCCCUACGUGGUGGUGCCACAGGCAUAGGGGCACCUGAGAGGAAGUGAUGUCACAAUUGAACAGGAAGUGGGUGGGACAAUGACAACACACCAGCAAAGGCCAACCAGAAGAAAAAAUAAUUUUCUAAAACUAUACAGGGAUCAUCAAUUGCAUUCUUCCAGUAAGCCCAUGUAUUUUCGGGAAAGACUUUUUGAUUAAACCCUUUUUUUUUUUUUAUUGUUGUCUAAGAUCGGCAAUACACUGAUAAUUAGACCUUUUUGUAUGGAGCAGCAGAAUUCUUUCAAAACGCAAGCCAGUGCAUUUUGUUUUGUUUUGUACUGAUUGCAUUCACGAAUAAAACUGACAGACUUGCACUUUUCA